This is a messenger RNA of Charadrius vociferus (killdeer), 540 nucleotides long. RefSeq names its product tafazzin (gene TAFAZZIN). The transcript has 7 exons. Bases 1 to 540 code for a protein of 179 amino acids. The record is from RefSeq and is a predicted model, not a curated record. Gene Ontology annotation, cellular component: mitochondrial membrane. Gene Ontology annotation, biological process: inner mitochondrial membrane organization; cardiolipin acyl-chain remodeling. Gene Ontology annotation, molecular function: 1-acylglycerophosphocholine O-acyltransferase activity. Lineage: Eukaryota; Metazoa; Chordata; Aves; Charadriiformes; Charadriidae.
AUGGCGCUGCCCCGCAGUGAGGUGGGCCCGGGCCCUCCGCAGUUGCCCAGCGCUCCCCAGAAGUGCCUGUGGGCCCGGGGGGUGGCGAGCUGUGGGGUGGGCUCAGAAACGGGCGGUUCCCUGAAGCUGCGGCACGUCUGGAGCCUGCAUAAGAUGCGGUGGACCCCCACAGCCGCCGACAUCUGCUUCACCAGGGAGCUGCACUCGCGAUUCUUCAGCCUGGGCCGCUGCGUCCCUGUCUGCCGGGGGGAUGGUGUGUACCAGCGAGGGAUGGAUUUCAUCCUGGAGAAACUAAACCAGGGGGACUGGGUGCACGUCUUCCCUGAGGGCAAAGUGAACAUGGGGCAGGAGUUCGUACGCUUCAAGUGGGGCAUUGGGCGUCUUCUGGCUGAGUGCCGCCUUGACCCAGUCAUCCUGCCCCUGUGGCAUGGGGGUGGGGCCAUGGGAGGGAGUCAAGAGGGCGCGGGGAGCGGGGUCCCGCUGCGGAGCGGGGUCCCGCUGUCGGGCAGGGUCCUGCUGUGGGGCCUGUCCUGCUGCUAG